AUGGAGUUAAUGGGUUUAGAUGAUGUCGAAGUAGAUGAUACCGAGACUGUAGAUAAUAUUGUGGAAGGUUUAGCAACACCGACAAUUGGGAUGUAUUUUGAGACAAUUGAAGAAGCACGAAAAUAUUAUGAACGUUAUGGUCAAGAAAAUGGGUUUUGGAUUCGUACUCGGGCUUCAGGCAAAGGACGAAACCAGUCAAAUGAAGUCACUAAGGUGCUAUUUGUUUGUGGAAAAGAAGGAAAGUAUGUUGCAAGAAAACAGCAGGAGGGUAUCGUGGAGGUGAAUGAUGAGACAGUCAGAGAAGGGAAAGUGAUAUCAAAGAAAAGAAUUAAAAGUUGUUCAACCGUUAAAUGUGGAUGCGAGGCUCAUAUGCGGAUUAUGCUUGACAAAUGGAAUUACAAAUGGAAUUACAAAUGGAAAGUAACAGGUUUCGAUGAACGUCACAACCACCAACUAGUGACUCCAUCUAAGAGGAUGAAAAUGAAGUCAAAUCGAAACAUGCCCAAUGCAGUUAAGGAUUUGACUGAGGUAUUUCAUAAAGAAAAUAUAGGAAUUUCAAAAGUUCCUUCAAUUUUUGGUGGGGAGUACAUUGGCUUUGAUAAUAGGGACUACUACAAUCACUUAAGAAAUGUGAGGCAUAGAGACCUAGAUUGUGGGGAUGCACAAUUAGUUCUUGACUACUUUAAGAACAAACAAGCACAGAAUCCACAAUUUUUUUAUGCGAUUCAAUGUGAUGAAAGUGGGAGGGCAGUUAAUUUUUUUUGGGUGGAUUCUCGAUCUCGCAUGGCGUACCAUUAUUUUGGACAUGUGGUCACAUUUGACACAACAUAUCGAACAAAUAAGUAUGAUAUGCCUUUUGCACCAUUUACGGGAGUAAACCAUCACAUGCAAUCGAUACAGUUUGGAUGUGCACUUUUACAAGACGAGACAGAGGUGACAUUUGAAUGGUUGUUUCGGACAUGGCUUGACGCUAUGGGUGGACGUCCUCCAACUUCUAUCAUCACUGACCAAGACUUGGGAAUGAAAGGAGCUAUUGCAACAGUCUUUCCCAACACCCGUCAUCGUCUCUGUCUUUGGCAUAUUAAGAAGAAAUUUGUUGAAAAGUUGUCUCAAGUGUACUACAAGAGAUCGAAAUUCAAGAAGGAUAUGAAAAAAUGUAUUAAGGAGACAUACAAGAAAGAGGACUUUGAAUGGAGAUGGAUGUUAUUGAUGAAGGAAAACGAGUUAGAAAGCAACAAAUGGCUUCAAGGGUUGUUUGAAAUUCGUGAAUCAUGGGUACCUGUUUAUAAUCGUGGUACAUUCUUUGCCGGUAUGAAUACAACCGGACAUAGUGAGGGUAUCAACUCAUUUUUUGAUGGUUUUGUAACUCACGCAUCAAAUCUCAAAGAAUUUGUGGUAAAGUAUGAGAAAGCCUUGAAUAGGAUUGUGAAAAGGGAAAAUGAUGAAGAUUUUGAGUCCGAACAUAAGUUUCGGAUUGUUAAUGACCAUGAAUUUUUGUUGAAGCAUGCGGGAAAAGUGUAUACUAGAAACGUCUUCAACAAGUUCAAGGAAUCAUGGAGUCAAGUCUUUAACUACAAAGUUGAAAAUGUGAGAAAUGGCAAUGGUUUUCAAUCUUUCGUAGUGAAGUCAAAAGAUGAUGAACUUGAAAAGUUUGAGGUGACAUUGGAUUCGCAAACCUAUGAGGGUAAGUGUGAAUGCCAACAAUUUGAGUUUGUUGGGAUAUUGUGUGCGCACAUUUUGAAAGUGUUUGUCCGACUAGACAUUGAUGAAAUACCAGAACACUUUAUUCUUCCACGAUAG
Messenger RNA from Rhododendron vialii, 1800 nucleotides. Its product is annotated as protein FAR1-RELATED SEQUENCE 5-like. The coding region runs from base 1 to 1800 and encodes 599 amino acids. The transcript has a single exon. NCBI's taxonomy places the organism in Eukaryota, Viridiplantae, Streptophyta, Magnoliopsida, Ericales, Ericaceae. Gene Ontology annotation, biological process: DNA transposition; regulation of DNA-templated transcription. Gene Ontology annotation, molecular function: DNA binding; transposase activity; zinc ion binding. The record is from RefSeq and is a predicted model, not a curated record.